Molecule: messenger RNA, 1982 nt
Organism: Cervus elaphus (red deer)
Lineage: Eukaryota; Metazoa; Chordata; Mammalia; Artiodactyla; Cervidae
Gene: INHA
Product: inhibin subunit alpha
Exons: 2
Coding region: 748-1827 (359 amino acids)
Biological process (GO): SMAD protein signal transduction
Cellular component (GO): extracellular region
Molecular function (GO): cytokine activity; growth factor activity
Source: RefSeq, a predicted model, not a curated record
AGCCCCCUCCCACAGCCAGGGCCUCUUUCUCCUCCUCCCUCCCACCUCCAGCCGCCAGGUCCCCAGCAGUCCGCCAGGAUCGGGCCUGAGUGACAGAGAAGCCUGCAGCUGCCAAUCCCAAAAAUAUUCUCUGAUGACACAGCUGGAGGACAAGAGCCCAGAUCGGCUCCUCCAGGCUAAGUUUAGAGCAGGCGGGACCCCUGCCCCCCGCCCUAACCCCAGUUCUAGCCCCCGCCCCGGCCCUUCCCCCCAGGACUGGCCCAGCAGCUGCUGGGUUGAAAGGGGCCCCAGAAGCUGCGAGGGCCUGGCGUGCUCUGUUUCCCUGACAAAUAACGCUUUUUAGAGCUGGCAGACCCCCGGUUAACAGGCUCCUGGCCCAUCUGGUGUCAUCUCUGUGCUGGGUGCUAGGUUGUGACUGUGUGUGUGUGUGGAGGGUGAGGGCUUGUAUGUGUGGUUUAGGUCACUUGGGGUGAAAGCCCUCUCCAGCCCCUCCCCCACAUUCCUGGCGGGAGUGGGAGAUAAGGCUCAGGGCCACAGACAUCUGCGUCAGAGAUAGGAGGUCUCAAUGCCAUGGGCAGGGGCAACUCGACUGCGGGGCGUGGGAAGGGCUGGGGAAGACUGGGGUGAGAAGGGUAGAAGAGGGCGGUGGUGGGAUGGGGAGGGUGGAGUGGGGAGGCCCUGGGCAGACCCUGGCAGAAGGGGCACAGGGCAGGGUGUGGGUUCCUGGUGGGCAGGGCCAGGUGAGCUAUGUGGCUUCAGCUGCUCCUCUUGCUGCUGGCCCCUCAGGGCAGGCAUGGCUGUCAUGGGCCGGAGCUGGACCGGGAACUCGUCCUGGCCAAGGUGAGGGCCCUGUUCCUGGAUGCCUUGGGGCCCCCGCCGGUGACUGGGGAAGGUGGAGAACCUGGAGUCAGGCGUCUGCCCCGAAGACAUGCCGUGGGCUUCAUGCGCAGGGGCUCUGAGCCGGAGGACCAAGAUGUCUCCCAGGCCAUCCUCUUCCCGGCUGCAGGUGCCAGCUGCGGUGAUGAGCCAGAUGCUGGGGAGGCUGAGGAGGGCCUCUUCACGUACGUGUUCCGGCCAUCCCAGCACACACGCAGCCGCCAGGUGACUUCGGCCCAGCUGUGGUUCCACACGGGACUGGACAGACAGGAGACCACUGCCGCCAAUAGCUCUGAGCCCCUGCUCGACCUGCUGGUACUGACAUCUGGGGGUCCCACGUCUGUGCCCAUGUCGCUGGGCCAGGCCCCCCCUCGCUGGGCUGUCCUGCACCUGGCCACCUCCGCCUUCCCUCUGCUGACCCACCCUAUCCUGGUGCUCCUGCUGCGGUGUCCUCUCUGUUCCUGCUCCGCCCGGCCCGAGGCCACCCCCUUCCUGGUGGCCCACACACGGGCCGGGCCGCCCAGUGGAGGGGAGAGGGCCCGGCGCUCCACGCCCCUGCUGCCCUGGCCUUGGUCUCCCGCUGCGCUGCGCCUGCUGCAGAGGCCUCCAGAGGAGCCGGCCGCCCAUGCCGACUGCCACAGAGCCGCCCUCAAUAUCUCCUUCCAGGAGCUGGGCUGGGACCGGUGGAUUGUGCACCCUCCCAGUUUCAUCUUCCACUACUGUCACGGGGGGUGUGGGCUGCCCACCCCACAGGACCUGCCCCUGUCCAUCCCCGGGGUGCCCCCUACCCCUUUCCAGCCCCCCUCUCUGGUGCCAGGGGCCCAGCCCUGUUGCGCUGCCCUCCCGGGGACCAUGAGGCCCCUACAUGUCCGCACCACCUCGGAUGGAGGUUACUCUUUUAAGUAUGAGAUGGUGCCCAACCUUCUCACCCAGCACUGUGCUUGCAUCUAAGGGAAUCCUGCUGAUGCCCGAGCCCCCACGGUCACCAGCCUGGAGGAAGGGCAGGCUGCCCGCUCCCUCCCUCCUCUCUGCCAGGAGGCUCCCCUCUCCCCAUUCCUGCCCCUGUUUCACGAGGAAUGUGACAAUAAAUGACAUAGCGCAUAUGA